ACCGAUGUCCGGAAUAACUUUUCCGUAGGAGUUCCUGCUUUCCGGCUGCCGGACUUUGUCUCGGGUCGGGUCCAGGAGUCGGAGAUCCGGGUACAUUAUCUUCUCAGGCAGCCCUCUCUCUCUCGAACCACACUUUGUCCAAUUCUUCUGGGAUCGAAGAUGUGGAAUUAGAGAUUUUUCGGCAGAUUUCGUUGAAUAGACAGAUGCAGUGUGCAUUUCUAUAGCCGCAUCGAUUGGAAAACGUGUCAGAGAAUGGCAAAGUGUCGGCCGGUUUGGCGGAUUAUUUCUCCGGCGAAGUGGACCAGAAGUUAUCUGAUACGAUGGGAACCGAGGCCGGUGGAGUUGUAGUCGUAGACAUCGAUCGGAUCAAUACUUGUCUCGGUAGAAAUGUUGCUGUUACGUUCGAGGAGUUUGUGGAGAAGAAGAAGAACAAGUACAAGAAGGGUCAUCAUCAUCAUCAUCAUGGUCAUAUUGAUGGAUUCAUCUGCUGCUUCUCGAAACCUCGUCCAACAUAUCAAGCAUCUGGAGUUUUGGUUGUGAGCAAGUCAACAAGACAGUGGAGGAAAAUGGAGGCUAACUUCAGAUCUGAUUAUGAUGUGAUCGCCAUUGGAGAUGUGUUCUAUGCCAAUGUGGAGGGAGGGAAGGACUACAUUGCUCUUCAUUUUCAGCGGGCAUGGAUUCUUGAAGUUCUGGUUUUGGUUCUUUUUUAA
Molecule: messenger RNA, 710 nt
Organism: Tarenaya hassleriana
Lineage: Eukaryota; Viridiplantae; Streptophyta; Magnoliopsida; Brassicales; Cleomaceae
Exons: 3
Coding region: 321-710 (129 amino acids)
Source: RefSeq, a predicted model, not a curated record